CACGAGCACGGAAACUGUUUAUAUUCCGGUGUUGAUGUUGCGUUCCUUGUUACUAAAUUACUCUUUUUAAAGUCUUGUAACGUCAACGAUAACAAAGACUCUAACUUUGGCCUGAAGGAUGACUUGGGAGGGGAGACUGCCUUUCCCAGGAUCCCUCUUCAUGUUUCUCUGCAUGCUGUCAUCUCUGUGUGACUCUCACCCUCACUCUGCUUGGCCCCUGAGUUCAAGGGCUGUGGCCGGGGCCGCAUCCAAUGAUACUGCAAGGAAAGUUGCAGAUAUAGCAGCAGAGGUAGCAGGCUAUGCUGAUGUGGCAAAACAGAUCAUUGACCUGGCCGUAUUCGGUGCUGCCCAGAAUCGGUCUUACAGACGGCUGGCCGACUUCACCGACACCAUAGGGAACCGUGUCAGUGGCUCACACAACCUAGAGAUGGCUAUCAAAUACAUGUACAAUGCUAUGACACAGGAUGGGUUGGAUGUCCAUCUGGAGCCUGUCAAAAUCCCACACUGGGUGAGAGGGGAGGAGAGUGCAGAAAUGAUUGUGCCCAGGGUUAAAAAUCUGGCUAUACUGGGACUGGGUAGCAGUGUAGGAACACCCCCUGAAGGUAUCAAGGCAGAAGUGUUAGUGGUUCAGUCUUUUGUGGAAUUGAAGCAAAGAGCCAGUGAUGCCAUAGGGAAGAUUGUUGUCUUUAACCAGCCAUUUGUCAGCUAUUCGGAGACGGUGGCUUAUCGUGCUUAUGGUGCCUCAGAGGCAGCUAAAGUGGGGGCCGUGGCCACACUCAUUCGAUCUGUCACUCCAUUCUCUAUUAACAGUCCCCACACAGGUUGGCAGGACUACCAGGAUGGAGUGAGGCGCAUCCCUACAGCCUGUAUCACUGUGGAGGAUGCUGAGCUGAUGUGGCGUUUGGGGCAGAGGGGGCAGAAGAUCGUGGUCAGACUCACCAUGGGAGCCAAGACUCUGCCGGACGCUGACUCUUUCAACACAGUGGCUGAGAUAACGGGCUGGCAGCACCCUGAGCAGGUCGUCUUACUGAGUGGUCACUUGGACAGUUGGGAUGUGGGCCAGGGCGCCAUGGAUGAUGGAGGUGGAGCCAUGAUUUCCUGGGAGGCCCUGUCACUCAUCAAGAACUUAGGUUUGCGUCCAAGGAGAACCCUGCGAACAGUGCUGUGGACAGCUGAAGAGCAGGGUGGAGUUGGAGCACAGCAGUACUACAAUCUACACAAGGUGAACCUGUCCAACUUUGACCUGGUCAUGGAGUCUGACUUGGGAACUUUCACCCCGCAGGCUCUGCAGUUUACAGGCAGUGAUGUGGCACGACAGGUGAUGGAAGAAGUGGUCAAACUGUUGGCUCCCAUUAAUACGACCAAACUGGAAACACAUGGAGAAGGGACAGACAUCUCACCGUGGAUGCAGGCAGGAGUACCAGGUGCCAGCCUCCAUGUGGCAGACAGUCGAUACUUUUGGUUCCACCACAGUGAGGGUGAUACCAUGGCCGUUCAGGACCCUCGAGACAUGAACCUCUGCUCGGCAUUGUGGGCCGUUGUUGCCUAUGUCGUGGCAGACCUGCAGGACAUGCUGCAUAGGUAGCCAGUUAGCGCACAGUAUUCUUUGCCUGCAGAGGACAGGAGGACAGGAUGGUCACUCUGAAUUGCUGGUUGAUUCCAAAACACAUGGUAGAAGCUCACUUUUUAAAAAACAAUUGAAAUUGACUAGAGUUAAAUUUUCUCAGUCAGUUUCUGUUUACAAAUUUAAUGUGCAUUGAUUUUGGAUCAUAAAAGAUGAAAAAAACUGUUGCUUCCUCUGUACUUGGUACAUGGUAUCAGUGUUGUAAAUUAAUUACAGUAUAUCCAGAUUUAAAUCCAGGCACAUUUUACAACAAAAUUAAAUGCAUGCAUUAGUAAUGACUUAAAACAUGUUUCAUAUGAAUAGUUAUUAGAUUUGCAAAGUGUUGUAGCUGAGGACAGUGCCAUGAUUAUUUUGAAUCUACUACAGUCCGGUCAGAGUCCAGAUCAGGACCAAAGAAAGGGCAUGUGAGGUUUUAAGUACAAAACCAAGAGCAAAUUAAUAUCAAUGUGAUACUGCUAGUUAGUCAUUUUAGUGAUUUUCAGAAGAACACAUUAUGCUUAGAAUAAGGGGAAAAUUGUAUUUUUUUUUUUUUUUUUUUUUUUUUUAAGUGAGCUGAUCUGUAGUGCUGGUUUAUUGUCUAAGACAAGACCAAGAGAAUGAAAGCUGUGUAUACGAUAAAGGACUUUCUCAGGUACUGUAUUUGUCUUAAUGCCUUAAUAUAGUGUGCUGCAAAAAGGAUGAAGACAGAGAAUUAUUUAUUGGUCUGUGAAAGUGUAGAAAUUAUAAGGGUGAGAAAGUCAAAAAUUGCCUAACUCUGAGGGAGAGAGAGCAUUAUCAGUAAAGCUGGGCUACAGUCAGAUACAGCAAACAAACAACAAUGAAUGACUGAGCAUGUUGAGAAAUUAUGGAAGUGUUUACCAUGCUUCUGGUCAGUUUCCAGCGUGAUCUUAAGGACGAAACUCAUCUUUUAAAGUGAUAUUUUUUUUAACUGUUUGUCACAAUAUUGUGGUCAAUUUUCAAAGUAUUAUAGUUCCUGCCUACAUUGUGUUUAAUUAAGUCUCAGCACAUUUUUUUCUCCUAAUGUUACUCUCAUGUAAUAUUCUGGAAAAUAUUAUACCAAAAAAUCCUUGCAGUGUUGUGAUAUCGUCAAUAAAGUAUGAAUCAUUGUUUUAUGCAGUCACUCCCAUCUGCUCAUAUGAUGUAAGGCUUUUUUUUGCUUGUCAUGUACUUUCUGUGAUAGAAGAAAGAGGAAGAUGAGGGCAGAUGAGUCACAGACAACGCUUGAGUGUUUUUUUCCAUAGAAAGGAGGAGGAAAGAGGAAUGGAGAAGCAGUAGUCAUGAUGGUUGAAGAAAUGAUUAGAGUACAAAAAAAAGAGAGGUCAUGCAGAGCAGGAGAGGAAGUAAAGAGAAUUCAUCAUUUUGUGGGCGCCACACAGACCAGUGCGUGCACACACAUGCACACACAGCUGUGAUCCUUUUACCCCCGAGAACUGAUAAGUCAGUACUCCUUUUGGGUGAUGUCAGGGUUAGUCAGCUAGCCAGUACAAAUAAAGUCAUUUUGCAAACACAGAUGUUUAUGUGUCUGUGUUGAAACAAAGCUGGGCAGCUUUUACUAAGUGUCUGGUGAGCUCUUUCUCAUGCGACUAACACUGAUUCACACACAGACAUGUUAUGUUAGGGAAGAAAAAACAGCGAGUCACACACAUCACUGCUAACUUGACCUGUAGAAAACUAAAUGCACACAUUAACAACACAGACAUGUCAUCUGACAGAUGAGACUGUUUUUGAAAUAAUUAAAUGAGUUUUGUGUAGCAUUUUUGAUUUAUAGUAUACACUUUUCUAUGGUCACAGAUUAACUGAAAUCCUUUUUAAAUGUUAUAGCAACUGUAAUGAAGGCAUGAACUAGAAAACUGGUGGUUCUGGUGUUUCAUCUGUACUUAGUCAAAAAUGCUGACAACAACAUGCUAUAUGAUUCACUGUGUAUCAUCUGCUCAGCUUGAAUUCAGUCUCAAUUAUUAGACUUGACAAAUGUGUAAUUUUUUUAAAUGAAAGAAUUGUAAUUCAAAGAUCUGAAUCAGAAUCACAGCAAAAACUUGGUAAUUUAUCUGUAGGUGUUUUUAUUUGAUUUAUUUUCAUUUUACCACUGAUUAGAAGAUGAUGGCCGCAAUAUAAUGAUUUUUUUCUCUACUUUUGCUUAAAAGAAAUCUGAAAUAUCAUCAGUUAU
Messenger RNA from Seriola dumerili (greater amberjack), 3788 nucleotides. RefSeq names its product carboxypeptidase Q (gene cpq). The transcript is spliced from 11 exons. NCBI's taxonomy places the organism in Eukaryota, Metazoa, Chordata, Actinopteri, Carangiformes, Carangidae. Bases 119 to 1585 code for a protein of 488 amino acids. Gene Ontology annotation, molecular function: metallodipeptidase activity. Gene Ontology annotation, biological process: proteolysis; peptide catabolic process. The record is from RefSeq and is a predicted model, not a curated record.